AUGUGUGAAGUCAUCCCCCGUGAUGUCACCAACUCAGAACUCCACGAGGUUGUCAACAAACAGAUCCCGGAUUCCAUUGCUAAGGAUAUUGAGAAGGUGUGCCACGGCAUCUACCUUCUGACGAAUGUCUGCAUUAGGAAGUUUACGCUGUACCUACACCUACAGCGAAUGUUGACGUUUCACGUCCGUUGCUCCAUUACUAACGACAACGUCUACCUAUUGUGUACGAAGACGGCAAUGAAUGUAAUCCUAAACUGGUACACGUGA
Messenger RNA from Spodoptera exigua (beet armyworm), 267 nucleotides. The record is from the annotation of a GenBank genome assembly. Lineage: Eukaryota; Metazoa; Arthropoda; Insecta; Lepidoptera; Noctuidae.